Messenger RNA from Triplophysa rosa, 2214 nucleotides. RefSeq names its product mitogen-activated protein kinase 14a (gene mapk14a). The transcript has 12 exons. NCBI's taxonomy places the organism in Eukaryota, Metazoa, Chordata, Actinopteri, Cypriniformes, Nemacheilidae. The record is from RefSeq and is a predicted model, not a curated record. Gene Ontology annotation, biological process: intracellular signal transduction; protein phosphorylation. Gene Ontology annotation, cellular component: nucleus; cytoplasm. The coding region runs from base 290 to 1375 and encodes 361 amino acids. Gene Ontology annotation, molecular function: ATP binding; MAP kinase activity.
UUGUAGCAGUAGGGAGAGAAGCGAACGGGAUAACAUUAGCGUUCACGCGACCCGGAACCGAGCAACUUUAGCAUAGUCACAUUCCAAGCAUAUCUGGAUCUACUGGCAUGAAUUAAACACGCCGAGUCGGUUCGCUUAUAAACAUACGAGUGCAUGUUCGGCCUAAUUCGCUUGUUUGAUACUUUAUAUCCUGUUUAUCUCUGCACGAGAACUCGGCCACCUUGAACCGCAGGCGACACAGGGAAAAGCAGAAGUGUCUCAACUCGCCUCGCGGGCUCGUUCUGCAGGCAUGUCGCAGAAAGAAAGACCCACUUUCCACCGACAGGACGUCAACAAGACGAUAUGGGAGGUCCCCGUGCGCUAUCAGAACUUGUCUCCGGUCGGCUCUGGUGCAUACGGAACCGUUUGCUCAGCGUAUGAUGAGAAAACAGGGUUGAAGGUUGCUGUUAAGAAGCUGUCAAGGCCGUUCCAGUCCAUCAUUCAUGCCAAACGCACCUACCGGGAAUUACGGCUACUCAAGCACAUGAAACAUGAGAAUGUAAUCGGCUUGCUGGAUGUUUUCACACCUGCCACCAGCCUGUAUGAGUUUAAUGAUGUGUACCUAGUGACUCACCUUAUGGGCGCUGACCUAAAUAAUAUUGUGAAGUGUCAGAAGCUGACUGAUGAUCACGUUCAGUUUCUUAUUUAUCAGAUCCUCCGAGGACUUAAGUACAUUCAUUCAGCAGACAUAAUUCACAGGGAUUUGAAACCCAGUAAUCUUGCCGUGAAUGAAGACUGUGAACUUAAGAUCCUUGACUUUGGUCUGGCUCGACACACAGAUGAUGAGAUGACAGGGUAUGUGGCCACAAGGUGGUACCGUGCACCAGAAAUCAUGCUCAACUGGAUGCACUACAACAUGACAGUGGACAUUUGGUCAGUGGGCUGCAUUAUGGCUGAGCUGUUGACGGGCAGGACUCUGUUCCCUGGCACAGAUCAUAUUAACCAGCUUCAACAGAUAAUGCGACUGACAGGAACUCCACCUGCCUCCCUUAUUAGCAGGAUGCCUAGCCAUGAGGCUCGUACUUACAUUAACUCACUGCCUCAGAUGCCCAAGAGGAAUUUUGCUGAUGUGUUUAUUGGGGCUAAUCCACUUGCCGUGGAACUUCUGGAAAAGAUGCUAGUUUUGGACACAGAUAAGCGCAUCACAGCCGCUGAGGCUCUGGCAGAUCCAUACUUUGCCCAGUACCAUGACCCAGAUGAUGAGCCCGAGGCUGAUCCGUUCGACCAGAGCUUUGAGAGCAGAGAGCUUGAUAUUGAAGAGUGGAAACGUCUGACUUAUGAGGAGGUGAUAAGUUUCGAACCGCCCGUCUUUGAUGGAGAUGAAAUGGAGUCUUGACCUUUUCUGCUGGAUGGCAAUCAAACCUUUACUACUUUUACAGUAAUGCUGUAGCUUGCAGUAUUCUAAAUCAGCCAAUCAGUAUGAUUUUUGUCCUUUCAUUUUUCUUUUAAAUUUUAAAUGCUGUCUGUUGAAAUUGCAAGCGCCAAAUAGAAGGAACAUGGAAAAUUAUUUUAUUACAGAGUAAAUCUUUCCAAAUGAAAUAUAAGUCAGGUGAAAGCUCUAGACCUUUUUUAUUUUGUAAUAUUCAUGUAUGACAUUCAUGCAAGUCCUGUACUUUAGUUUGUUUUGUUAGUUUGAACUUUAGUUUAAGUUGUGCUGUUAUGAUUUUUUUCGUAAACAAUAUAACAUGCUUGCAGAGAUUUUGUCAGUACUUCUACAAUGUUUAAAAAACAUCUUUAUUUGCUAUCUGUUAAUUCCCAGUCAAUUCAUGGACAUUAUAUAUAAAUUGUUAAAUUGGUUAUUGGUGAAAUGUUCAGAUUGCUUGUAAAUAUAAGUUUGUCUAAUCUUUUUCCCCAUCUGUAGGUCUUCUGUUUCUGAUCUUUUUCCAGAUUUUGUGUACGUGUGUUAGAGAUUAAAGGUUUGAGGCUGAUGUGUGUCUGUGCGUGUGUGAGAGAGUUCAAGUGAGGUUGCUACUGUGUAUUGUAUGCAACCUCAAUGUAUGAUUCUGACUCAUAGUCACUUUUAAAAUGUUAUUAACUGAAACUAGAGUAAGAUAUUUAUAUACUGUUGAGGUGAUAUUUAUAAACGUGAAAGGCUGCAUCUGUCUUCUUUAGCACCACAUAAAAACAUGGAAUCAAACAUAAUUGUUUACUGAAAAUAAAGGCUGGUAUUUUUCA